AACAGCUGUUUGCCAACCUCCAUAAAACUCAAGAAGACGAACACGAAGAAACGACAACAGAAAUUCCUGAAACCUAACGAGGAUUAUAUACUUAAACAUGGCGUCGUGCGUGAAAGAUAGUAUCUCUGACAACCAUUUUGAAUUAACUAUAGAAGUUCCUUUUCCUUCACAGAGGGAAGUGUCCAUUGCACUCCAGUCCUUGUCGCCUGAUCGUGAGCCAGGGACAGGGGGCACCAUAAAAACUCUGAGUGCCUCAGUUAGUGCACUAUCUGUAAAAUGGAAUGCUGUUGAGGCUCGCAGUCUUCGUGUAUCAGUAGGCUCAUUUUUAGAUCACUUGGCACUUGUAAUGGAAACUAUCGAUGCAUUUGGACAACCAGCUCUACAGUACAACUAAUGGAACUUCCUGACAGAAAAUUUGCCCAGAUUACGUUCAUUUAUCUGGGACUCAUUUAAAUCUGUGCUAUUUAAAAAUAUUGUAUUGUUUAUGUAAUAAAAAUCUAAGUACUUUGACCAGUGUUGAAAGUAAAUUGUGGAGGAAAAAACUUAACCUAUUUUUUUUAAAAAUCUGUGGAUGCACUCUACAUUUAAAUUUGGGUUGGUUGAGUAACUACUGGACAGAAUGUAACAUCUAGUUAAUCUAGCCAAGCAAGAUGUGAUUUAAUACACAAUCAGGCAAACAAAUAAAUAACUGAUAUGUGCAUAUAAACACACUUGAGGUUUGAACAUUACAUAAAUAUUUCAUAAUACAUUUCAUCAUAUUUCUUUCUACCCAAGACAAAAAAUAGUAAUAAAUGUUACCAGUUAACAUUAAAAAAGUAACCAGUCUGUGGGGUGAAAGAACAAUUAAAUGUUUGGUAACAUCAGGCAUUUUCUUUCAGAAUUCUAGUUUUUCUAGGAUAAGUGCUAAAUAAUAAUACCCCUACAUUUAAACUAAACUUAAACUAUUAAUGUUAUAUGUACUUGUGCAAAACAGAGACACGAUUUCAGUAUCAAUGUAUGAAGUGACGAAUAGAGUUAAGAUACUGAAUAUAUAGUGGUGCUUGAAAGUUUGUGAACCCUUUAGAUGUUCUACAUAUUUCUACAUAAAUAUGAUAUGAAAAAAAAUCAUCAGAUUGUCAGAAGUCCUAAAAGUAGAC
This is a messenger RNA of Ictalurus furcatus (blue catfish), 1136 nucleotides long. Its product is annotated as EKC/KEOPS complex subunit Lage3. Lineage: Eukaryota; Metazoa; Chordata; Actinopteri; Siluriformes; Ictaluridae. The record is from RefSeq and is a predicted model, not a curated record. The transcript is spliced from 3 exons. Gene Ontology annotation, cellular component: EKC/KEOPS complex. The coding region runs from base 98 to 394 and encodes 98 amino acids.